Molecule: messenger RNA, 1626 nt
Organism: Xyrauchen texanus (razorback sucker)
Lineage: Eukaryota; Metazoa; Chordata; Actinopteri; Cypriniformes; Catostomidae
Product: notchless protein homolog 1-like
Exons: 13
Coding region: 26-1492 (488 amino acids)
Biological process (GO): ribosomal large subunit assembly; Notch signaling pathway
Cellular component (GO): nucleolus
Molecular function (GO): protein binding
Source: RefSeq, a predicted model, not a curated record
UGUGCGCCCCAGUACUGUACGUUACAUGCGUGGACCACCUGCUUUGAUCAGUAAAGGAAGAAUGAGCGGCGACGUGGAACGUGUGUUGAUCCAGCUCCAGGAUGAGAGCGGUGAGAUACUCGGAUCUCCUUUUGAUGUGCCACUGGACAUCAGCCCGGAUAAACUGCAGCUGGUCUGCAAUGCACUCUUAGAGAAGGAGGAACCUGUGCCAUUCCUGUUCUUUGUGAAGGAUGCAGAGGUGGUGUCGUCUUUGGGUACUUGUGUGCAGAGUCUGGGGCUGGAGACAGAGCAGGUGCUUCCUGUGGUGUACCAGCCGCAGGCUGUGUUCCGAGUGCGGGCAGUAGCUCGAUGCACCAGCUCUUUAGAGGGCCACACAGAGGCUGUUAUCUCUGUAGCUUUCAGCCCGACGGGGAAAUAUCUGGCCAGUGGAUCUGGGGACACAACUGUGAGGUUUUGGGAUCUGUGUACAGAAACACCACACCACACUGCUAGAGGCCACACACACUGGGUUUUAUCCAUUGCCUGGUCUCCAGAUGGCAAGAAGUUAGCAUCAGGGUGCAAAAAUAGUCAGAUCUUCCUGUGGGAUCCAGUCACAGGAAGUCAGACAGGGAAGACUUUGAUGGGACAUACAAAGUGGAUCACCUGGCUGUGCUGGGAACCUCUGCACAUGAACCCAGAGUGUCGGUAUUUGGCUAGCUCCUCUAAAGACGGCUCAGUUCGGAUAUGGGACACGGUUUUGGGUCGCUGUGACAAGAUCCUGACAGGCCACAUGCAGUCUGUGACGUGUGUGAAAUGGGGAGGAGAUGGACUCCUCUACACCUCAUCUCAGGACAGAACCAUUAAAGUCUGGAGAGCCAAAGAUGGAGUUCAGUGCCGUACUCUGCAAGGUCACGCUCACUGGGUCAACACGUUGGCCCUCAGCACCGACUAUGUUCUGCGCACUGGAGCGUUUGAGCCAGCGACUGCCACCAUAAAUCCUCAGGAUCUCAGCGGCCCUUUGGAAGAAAUUAAGGAGAAAGCUUUAAAGCGCUACAACAACGUUAGAGGUGAGAGUCAUGAGAGGCUGGUGUCCGGAUCAGACGACUUCACAAUGUUUUUAUGGAACCCAGCAGAGGAGAAGAAGCCAGUGGCCCGUUUGACGGGUCAUCAAGCGCUGGUCAACGAGGUGCUUUUCUCGCCGGACACAAGACUGAUAGCCAGUGCUUCAUUCGAUAAAUCAAUCAAGAUCUGGGAUGGAAAGACUGGAAAGUAUCUGACAUCAUUGCGCGGUCAUGUCGGGCCAGUGUACCAGGUGGCUUGGUCGGCAGACAGCCGUCUGCUGGUGAGUGGCAGCAGUGAUAGUACACUGAAGGUGUGGGACAUCAAGACAGGCAAACUGAACGUUGAUCUGCCAGGCCAUGCCGAUGAGGUUUUUGCAGUUGACUGGAGUCCUGAUGGGCAGAGAGUGGCCAGCGGUGGGAAGGACAAGUGUUUAAGAAUAUGGAGGAGGUAACAGCAGAAACCAGCAGCCCCUGGCUCUGCAUGCAAAAGCCAAUCAGGUGUCUCAAUGCAACUGACGGCCCACACCAUUGGACAAUGGACGGCUACAUCAGAGCAAGAAGCCUGAACCUCCUCGCUCAAUGAAAC